GCAUUUGUUUUUCAGGCCACUUUUCGUGUUGCGAUCCUAAGAUGGCGUCCUCUCAUUCAAAGGGUAGUGAUAUUGAGUUGACUGUGGUCCCGAACCUUUCCACCGACAAGCAAGAUGAUCUUGCGCUUGCAAGAUUGGGAAAGAAGGCAGUGUUAAAGAGGCGAUUUGGUUUCUUAUCAGUCUUGGGCUUUAGUUGCACAGUCUUGAUUACUUGGGAAGGAUCUUUAUUAUUGUUUCUGGUGGGCUACCAAAAUGGUGGUCCCGCGGGUGUCAUCUAUGGCUACCUUGUUGUGUGGAUCGGUACCGUAUCUGUGUUCAUGGUUCUCUCCGAAUUGGUUUCUAUGGCUCCAACCUCCGGCGGACAAUACCACUGGGUCUCGAUGCUAGCACCACGGCGUACACAGAAGAUCUUGAGCUAUACAUCUGGUUGGCUUACGAUGUGCGGCUGGCUAGCUUCGUUAGGAUCCGGAGCGUAUCUUACUGGCGGUUUGAUCCAAGGUCUCCUCAUCCUUUGCCACCCGAACACAUAUGUUCCUCAAAACUGGCAUGUCACUCUUCUGUACUGGGCGGUGAUACUCUUCUGCGUCUUUAUCAAUGUGGCUGCAGGGUGGUUGCUUCCCAAGUUCGAAGGGGCACUCUUGGUGUUGCACAUCCUGGGGUUCUUCGCCAUCCUGAUACCACUGUUGGUCCUCGGCCCUGAAGGUGACGCCCACGAGAUCUUCACGACUUUUGUCAAUAUGGGUGGAUGGGAUACCCAGGGGUUGUCCUUCUGCAUUGGAAUUAUGGGGAGUGUAUUCGCGUUUGUUGGUGGCGAUGGCGCAGUCCAUCUGUCUGAGGAGAUCCAGAAUGCGCAGAUAGUCGUCCCUAGAUCAAUCAUGACGGGCAUCGCGAUUAACGGGUCUUUGGGCUUUGCUAUGGUUCUCACUGUGCUCUUCCGCAUGGGUGAUAUGGACGCAGUCUUGGAAGAAAAUCCCGCAUUCCCGUUCAUGGCCGUCUUUCACCAGGCAGUUCGAUCCAGAUCGGGUGCUGCUGUGAUGGCCGCUAUCAUCGUCGUUCUCACUGUCAGUGCCAACGUUGGGUUCUCGGCUUCGACUUCGCGUAUUUGCUGGGCAUUUGCGAGAGACCGGGGCCUUCCUGGCUGGCGUGUUCUUAGCAAGAUCAGCGACAGAACCUCGAUUCCUGUAAACGCGGUCGCCUUUACGAGCCUCGUUGCUUGCAUCUUAGCCCUCGUCAAUCUAGGAUCCACCUCCGCCUUCAAUGGUGUCAUCUCAGUCUCAAUUGCAGGACUGUUCUCCUCAUACCUCUUGACCUCGUGCCUCCUCCUCUAUCGACGCUGCACCGGAGCAAUCCUCCCGAGCAGUGGGGCUCACGACCUCGGCGUACCUUCCACUACCGAUGAUGGUAUGAUCCGGGCUAUGUGGGGACCGUGGAAGGUACCUGGUGUACUGGGCAUUGCAAACAAUGCUUUCGCAUGUAUCUACCUCUUGUUUGUGUUCUUCUUCAGCUUCUGGCCGAGCUACAAGGAAGUCACGCCAGCGACUAUGAACUGGUCGAUCUUGGUAACUGGUAUAAUCGCAAUUUUCAGUACGGUUUACUAUCUUGUCUGGGCUAGGAAGAGUUAUCACGGUCCUGUCAUUGAUAUCAGCGGCUAGUACGUUCGAGAACAGCGUGUAACUCCAGUGUACAUGAAAAUUAUAGGCAGCAACUUCGUUUGAGUUUGCGAAGCGCUCCGGAGCUGUGUGAUGACAAGGGCAAUAGAUGGUCCAC
Molecule: messenger RNA, 1767 nt
Organism: Dothidotthia symphoricarpi CBS 119687
Lineage: Eukaryota; Fungi; Ascomycota; Dothideomycetes; Pleosporales; Dothidotthiaceae
Product: amino acid transporter
Exons: 9
Coding region: 42-1652 (536 amino acids)
Biological process (GO): transmembrane transport
Cellular component (GO): membrane
Molecular function (GO): transmembrane transporter activity
Source: RefSeq, a predicted model, not a curated record